Apaloderma vittatum (bar-tailed trogon) is the source of this 647-nucleotide messenger RNA. Its product is annotated as acyl-CoA synthetase short-chain family member 3, mitochondrial-like. The record is from RefSeq and is a predicted model, not a curated record. The transcript is spliced from 5 exons. The annotation marks the transcript as partial. NCBI's taxonomy places the organism in Eukaryota, Metazoa, Chordata, Aves, Trogoniformes, Trogonidae.
UACAGGUCUCCAAGUUAGCUGAUGUGAUGAUCAGACAUGGCGUGAAGAAAGGAGAUCGUGUGGUCAUCUACAUGCCCAUGAUUCCACAGACAGUGUACUGUAUGCUGGCUUGUGCAAGAAUAGGAGCCAUCCAUAGCCUCAUUUUCGGUGGAUUUGCAUCUAAGGAGCUUUCUGUUCGCAUUGAUCAUGCCAAGCCCAAACUUAUUGUAACAGCAAGUUUUGGAGUAGAGCCAAAAAGGAAAGUGGAGUACAUAUCCCUUCUUGAAGGAGCACUGGCAAGGGUACAGAGCAAACCUGAUAAGGUUCUCAUUUACAAGCGACCUAAUUUGGGCCAUGUUCCGCUUGUCCCAGGUCGUGAUCUUGACUGGGAAGAAGAGCUUACAAAAGCACAAGGUUGUGAAUGUGUCUCAGUUCCCUCAGACCAUCCACUUUAUAUUCUUUAUACAUCUGGAACAACAGGUUUACCCAAGGGUGUCAUCAGACCAACAGGUGGCUAUGCAGUUAUGCUGAACUGGACAAUGUCAGCUGUCUAUGGGCUCGAACCUGGUGAGGUGUGGUGGGCAGCUUCUGAUUUAGGCUGGGUUGUUGGUCAUUCCUACAUUUGCUAUGGGCCUCUCCUUCAUGGGAAUACUACAGUUUUGUAUGAG